AUAUACAAAAGCACAUUGUUUAUUCACCUCACUCAUUUUUAUUCACCAUCAUGAGUAAGCACAGCCCUACAGAAAGCAAAUUACCAGCGGCACAGCCCUACCGAGCUGUCAAAAUUAAGACGUUCUGAGCAAUAACAAACGCCACAGUUUUGUUUACUUGUGCAACUCGAACGGUAGUGAUAACAAAGUUCUGUCCUUUAGCACGUGAACAAUCCGCGUAAUCCAAACGAAGAUCGUUGCCGAGGACGUGACAACUCUAAAACAUGGCUCAACCAGUGUUAGCCACAUGUGGCCUCAACGAAGCGACCAUUCCUCCACUCACCCUCAUCAAGCAGGACUCCGGAGUGGACGGUAGCUUCCUAAUUGCCGCCAUCCUUGGCCACCGCCUCAAAACGUCCAAAGAUCAUCGAGUCCUGCUGAUUGCUACCCAGCACAACUACACCCACUACAGUUCGGCCUGCCUCAAGUUAACCUACAACCUGGGACCAUCCCGAGACUCCGGACAACUUCAAACACUGGACAUCGGCGCCGAACUAUUCCAGAACUUCCCCGAAGCAGGUCCCAAUCUGUGCGACCUUCAGAAGCGCAUCGAAGAGUUCCUCCAAAGUUCACCACAAGCAACAAUUCUGAUCGAUGACUUGACCUUCUUCCUCAACCUCGGUCACACCGAGUCGCAACUGAUGGAUUUUGUGGAAGCAAUCGUCACCGGGCUAAAUCGUCUCAAUCAAGCGGUCGUAAUCAAGCUGAACACGGCCGACCUGUACGACGUGCUGGGUGCAAACUUGGACGAUCUGGCCGCGACGGAACUGCGGCUGGAGCGGUUAACGUCGGGCAACUUUCGCGAAGUAGAUGGGCGGUUGACCGUCAGCCGGGUGCAUGAGCAUGAGGACGCGUUAGUGCAGACGAAGCAGCGGGACCGGCAGGUGCUGUUCAAGGUAAACGAACGUAACGUGAAGGUGUUCGUGCCGGGCGAGCUUGGGAUUAAGAAUCUGUGAGGUAUGUUGGAGAAUUAUAAGAUUUUCUGUUGGAAA
Culex pipiens pallens (northern house mosquito) is the source of this 1031-nucleotide messenger RNA. RefSeq names its product elongator complex protein 6 (gene Elp6). NCBI's taxonomy places the organism in Eukaryota, Metazoa, Arthropoda, Insecta, Diptera, Culicidae. The transcript has 2 exons. The record is from RefSeq and is a predicted model, not a curated record. Gene Ontology annotation, cellular component: elongator holoenzyme complex. The coding region runs from base 264 to 995 and encodes 243 amino acids. Gene Ontology annotation, biological process: tRNA wobble uridine modification.